Dibothriocephalus latus is the source of this 228-nucleotide messenger RNA. The record is from the annotation of a GenBank genome assembly. Lineage: Eukaryota; Metazoa; Platyhelminthes; Cestoda; Diphyllobothriidea; Diphyllobothriidae.
CUCGGUCUAGAAUUCUACCCCGGUGAGAAUGUAAAGUUGAACCGGGACACUUGGGAUCUAGUGGCUCUCCGUGAUGGACGUUUCACAAUCUCAACAGAAACUCUCUCGCCCUAUCCCGAUAGUCCUCUCUACCCCCUGGUCAAGGAAGGCCGGGAGUUGCGGAAACCCUUUGUCCAUGUGGUGGCGCCUCCAGCUGAGCCAGUUUUCAAACUGAAACGCAAAUUGUAG